CGACUUACCAUGAACAUCCACGACGUCCGCGUGCAGGCGCUGGUCGCGACGACCGCGACGGUCGCACUCGGAACCCUCUACUCGGUCCUCGCAAGCAGCUAUGUUGAUACCUCGGAUCCUCUCCUCACCCACCUCCCCCAUCCCCUCGGCCCCACGCACUUUUUCGCCAACAAGGCCAACCCCCUAAACACCGUUUUCAUCAAGAACGCCUGGGGGUGGACGACCGCGGCGGCAGCGAUCGCGAUAACAGCGCGACCCCCGCGGCGUGCACUCCCCCAGAUCCUCCGCUGGGGCGUCGCUACCGCCGUCUGGCUCGCGUUUGCUGGCUGGUUCUUCGGGCCCUCCCUCAUCGACCGUGUCACCGUCGCCAGCGGUGGCGAGUGCGUCCUCGUGGUCCCCCACGAAGACAUGGAGAACGUCGUGAUCCUCCCGCACGAGUAUUGCUACACGGGCACCAAGGUCUCGCCCGAGACGCACCCCGAUCUAUUCACCGCGCAAUUCGACUCUACCACCGGGUCGUACGUCAUCCCCUCCUCGUGGGGCGGGCGCCCCAGGCUCCGUCGCGGCCACGACGUCUCCGGCCACAUCUUCCUGCUCACGAUGAGCAUCCUGGUGCUCGCCGAUCAGCUCCGACCCCUCCUGAAAUCGCAAGCGCCGCGGACCCUUGCGCGCACAUUCGCCAUCGCGGUCAACACCGUCAUGAUCGCUCUGUGGAUAUUUGCCGCAGGGGUAACGAGCGUGUACUUCCAUACGCCCGAGGAGAAGAUAACGGGAUUCUUAUUGGGCGUCGUUGGCUUCAUCAUCACUUUACUAGUCCCCAUGCGCCAUGAGCCCACUGUACGAAGGACAGCGGCUGCACAAUGACGAGCCUGCAUAUCGAUAGCCAUACAUUUGCGCUAAAAACCUAUUGCGAGACGAGCUUUGACAAUGACAGCACUACAUAGGCUGACGC
Messenger RNA from Schizophyllum commune H4-8, 952 nucleotides. RefSeq lists its product as uncharacterized. Lineage: Eukaryota; Fungi; Basidiomycota; Agaricomycetes; Agaricales; Schizophyllaceae. The record is from RefSeq and is a predicted model, not a curated record. The coding region runs from base 10 to 864 and encodes 284 amino acids. The transcript has 2 exons. Gene Ontology annotation, biological process: lipid droplet organization; lipid storage; phospholipid biosynthetic process. Gene Ontology annotation, cellular component: endoplasmic reticulum membrane.